GCCCGCAAACAGCUGUCAAGCGACAUGCUUUCUGCUUCCUCUUGUUCCCGGGGUAUCCAAACAAUUUCUAAACGUGGUAAAUAAAAGCGCAUUUUUCCCAAUCAAAGAAUUAACAAUAUUAUGCAUACGCAUAACAACUUUAAGACCCCCUCCGACGAAGACGAACUGGAUGAUCUGGACGAAGACAUGGUGGUGGGAGUCAUAGCGGAGAUCGAGCAGGAGGUGCUGAACGAGUCGGACAGUGACAACGAUGAGUACGACCUUGUGGAUAUGGGUGCUCCAGCGCCGGAAAACGAUGGCGACAGCAGUUACGAUGGCAACGAGGAAAUCAGCAGCGACGACAGUUUCGAUCCGAAUGCAGCGGACUCCGACUCAGAUGACUCGAUGGCGGAGGACGAGGCCAGUGCUUCAGCCGGAGGAGCAACGAGUGCAAAGCGACGCAAGGAUGAUGAUACUCCAUCGGGCAGCAAAAAGGAACCGGAGUCCACUUUCGACCUGGACGAAGACGAUGAAUCGGACGAGACUGUACGUGCCAUUAUAGCAGCCAUAAAGAAACCCCGCAGUGCCCCGCCAGAGAUCAAGCUGGAGGACUUUAUCACGGAUAUCUGCUUUCAUCCAGAUCGCGACAUUAUCGCUUUGGCCACCAUUAUUGGGGAUGUGCAUCUGUAUGAGUACAAUAACGAGGAAAACAAGCUUCUUCGCACCAUCGAGGUUCAUUCAAAGGCCUGUCGUGAUGUUGAGUUCACUGAGGAUGGGCGCUUUCUGGUCACAUGUUCAAAAGACAAAUGUGUUAUGGUCACCGAUAUGGAGACGGAGAAGCUAAAGAAGCUGUACGAAACAGCCCACGACGAUGCCAUCAACACACUGCACGUGCUGAAUGAAAAUCUCUUCGCCACAGGCGACGAUGCGGGCACAGUCAAGCUGUGGGAUUUGCGAACGAAAAAAGCAGUUUUUGAGCUCAAAGAACUGGAAGAUCAGGUCACCCAGCUGAUAUCCAACGAUCAGAACAAGCUGCUACUGGCAACCAGUGCCGAUGGAUAUCUGACGACUUUCAAUAUCGGUGCGCGAAAGAUGUACGUGCAAUCGGAGCCGUACGAGGAGGAGCUGAACUGCAUGGGCAUCUACCGCGGUGAUUCCAAGCUGGUUGUGGGCACCUCCAAGGGGCGAUUGUAUACCUACAACUGGGGCCAGUUCGGCUACCACUGCGACAUGUAUCCGGGCAUUAAGAGCCCUAUAAGCCUGAUGAUUCCCAUCACGGACAGGAUUGCCUGCGUUGCCGGGGAGGAUGGUAAUAUUCGAGCUUGUCACAUUGCACCUUAUCGUAAUCUCGGUGUGGUGGGGCAGCACAACAUGCCCAUCGAGUCGCUUGACAUAAACCACAACGGCGAGCUCCUCGCCUCCUCCUCCCACAACAACGAUGUGCGGUUCUGGAACGUGAAAUAUUUCGAGGACUUUGGGGACAUUAAGUACAACGAAAAGCACAAUGCGUACAAAGAGAAGCGUCACAACCUUCCCUCCUCAAAGUGCACCAAUGCCUCAGACUUUUUCGCCGACCUGACCAAAGAAGAUGCGGAUGAUGAUCCAGGCGCUGGGCCCAGUAGUACAGCCUAGAAAGAAAUGUUUGCUAGCAAGUGUUGAUAGCUGGACUCCUUAUGUGGGUCGGUGUUAAAAAUGCUAGUUUGGGAACUACAUGUUGUCAUAAGUUAAAGAUUAUCUUAUCUUUUAGAAUUAAUCUCGGAUCCACAUUGGGAUUUAAAGAGAACUAGAGAUUUAAAGCAGCUUUGUUUUAAAAAAUGGACCUUUACAUAGUUAACCGAAAAAAAGUAUGUUUUUAGAUGAACAAUUUCAUAGUGAAAUAGGUCAAAGAAAUUUUUGAAAUAUGUUUACAAAUAUACAUAUUUUUCCAAAAUUAAAAGAAAUUUGCCCAUCCAGAUGCAUAGUAGAAUUGAUUUAAUUAAAUUCUAUGUAAAGCAAACCCUUUGUAAGUAGGUAUCAGUCUUUAGCUUGUUGCACGAAAGAUUUUACACAAAGUUGCGUGUUUAUAUUUCGCAAAAACUGUUAUCUGUAAUAAACCAAUUCACAACAUUAAACUGAUUAACUAAACAUCCAAUCGAAAA
This is a messenger RNA of Drosophila ficusphila, 2117 nucleotides long. RefSeq names its product WD repeat-containing protein 55 homolog. Gene Ontology annotation, molecular function: protein binding. The coding region runs from base 121 to 1611 and encodes 496 amino acids. The record is from RefSeq and is a predicted model, not a curated record. NCBI's taxonomy places the organism in Eukaryota, Metazoa, Arthropoda, Insecta, Diptera, Drosophilidae. The transcript has 2 exons.